AACAGCUAUAAAAUCCCCCUCUGGCUAAUGUGCCACAUGCUAACAAGUCAAAUACAGAGGUGAGAUAGUCUUCCCCUGAAGUUUGUUAAAUGUUCAAUAACUUAGAUUCCGUCUCUUUAUUAAUUACUGUUGUUUAUUAGUGUUUGGCGACAGAGUCAGCCUUGAUCUGCGAGCUGUGGCGCUGUGAAGGAGUCGGGUGUGCCGUUAUUGUUUUUAUGACAUAUUUGGCUUCCCCUGCAGCUCUAAUGAAGGCAAGCAGCAGAGUUAUGGUGCAGGUGUUGUUGCUGGCGCUGGUGGUUCAGGUCACCCUGUGCCAGCACUGGUCCUACGGAUGGCUACCAGGUGGAAAGAGAAGUGUGGGAGAGCUCGAGGCGACCAUCAGGAUGAUGGGCACAGGAGGAGUAGUGUCUCUUCCUGAAGAAGCCAGUGUCCAAACCCAAGAGAGACUUAGGCCAUACAAUGUUUAUGAUGAAUCUCAUCAUUUUGACCGGAAGAAAAGGCUCCCGAACCAAUGAAGAGCAAGAAAAGGAGGCUGUUUUAUUUUACACUGAUGACUUCAAUAAAUCACUGUUACAAAAAUG
Messenger RNA from Nothobranchius furzeri (turquoise killifish), 581 nucleotides. It is a transcript of the gene gnrh3, whose product is annotated as gonadotropin-releasing hormone 3. Gene Ontology annotation, cellular component: extracellular region. Gene Ontology annotation, molecular function: gonadotropin-releasing hormone receptor binding; gonadotropin hormone-releasing hormone activity. Gene Ontology annotation, biological process: multicellular organism development. The record is from RefSeq and is a predicted model, not a curated record. NCBI's taxonomy places the organism in Eukaryota, Metazoa, Chordata, Actinopteri, Cyprinodontiformes, Nothobranchiidae.